Nymphalis io (European peacock) is the source of this 2034-nucleotide messenger RNA. RefSeq names its product ubiquitin carboxyl-terminal hydrolase 1 (gene Usp1). The coding region runs from base 178 to 2034 and encodes 618 amino acids. Gene Ontology annotation, biological process: protein deubiquitination. The transcript is spliced from 10 exons. Gene Ontology annotation, molecular function: cysteine-type endopeptidase activity; cysteine-type deubiquitinase activity. Lineage: Eukaryota; Metazoa; Arthropoda; Insecta; Lepidoptera; Nymphalidae. Gene Ontology annotation, cellular component: nucleus; cytosol. The record is from RefSeq and is a predicted model, not a curated record.
GUAAACUGACAUUACACAAUAAAAUUCAACAUGGCUGUCUACCACGGAUGGGUUUCUUCGCGGCUAUUUUUUCUCAAUUUCUGUUUAAUCUAGCUGUUAUCGUUUAUGGAAAUACAUUGUCUUAUUUUAAAUAAUGUAAGUCAAUGUGCUUAAUAUAGAUUUCUGCGUAUUCUGAAGAUGCCAGUUAAUUCGCUGUCGGAAACAAAACAGGGAGUUCAAAAAGCUAAAUUUUCACUAUCACUUAAUAGAAAUAAUGCAAAAGAAUUAAACAACGAAAAUAAGAAAGCUGCUAAUUCAAAACAGACCUCUUCCCAAGAGUGUUUCGAAAAUAAAGAAAAUAAACCUUCGAAGAGGCCAUUAAAUAGCACUUACUUUAAUACAUUGAAUGCAGCCAAGAGAUUAAAACCUCUGACAGAAGCAGAGAAACAUACAGAAGGGUCAACCAAGUCCCAGCUGAUUGUGCUUGAGCCGUCUCCAAGUAGCACUGCCAUGUUGAAUGGCCACCACCCAUCAGAUAACCAAUAUGGAGGGAGUACACAAUGGAAGACCCCCAUUGCCACUCUCUCCAAUCUUGGAAAUACUUGUUUUUUAAAUAGUGUGCUUUAUACUUUAAGAUAUGCUCCACAAUUCGUCCACAACCUUCAUCAUCUGGUAUCUGAUCUUAGUAGAGUUGAGCAGAAACUUGGUAGUAUCAGAUUAAAAAGCUCUUCCCUGGGUCGCAGUGCAGCAGGACUUGCUUCAUCUGGAACAAGAUCUUGGAGCAGCAAGGAUUUACUAUCUUUAGGACAAUCUGAUAGUAGUGCUGGAAAGAGUAAAAUACAGAUAGCAACAGAGAAACUUCACGAAACGUAUUUGAGCUUGCGAGCAGCGGAAAGUAAAUGUCUAAACAGUAGUGCAGCUGAUGCAAACCCUGAACCUUACGCCGCGGAUGCCUUUCUUGCGGCACUGAGAGAAGUCAACUCAACUUUUGAAGGUAACAGACAACAAGAUGCGCAUGAGCUACUGGUGUGUAUCCUGGACAGUAUCCGCGAAACGUGUCGCGCGCUCAGUCAAAGAGCUUCACGUCUACCUUUACAGGAGAACGGAGACAGUAAUGGCGUAGGUCGCCAGCCAUGUCUGGAUGGUGAUGGCGGAAAGACAUUAGGAAACUUACGCAAAUCCUGGAAGAAACGCAAAGAAGUUAAAACGAAUGAUAAGCGUAAUUCGCCUUUAGAAGAGCGACCACCUUCACCUGACCCAGAAAAAGAUGAAAGAUCACGACCGGGAUGGGAUUUUGUGGCAGAUGAUUUUGAAGGUACGAUGGUAGUAAGGACGAUGUGUCUCGAAUGUGAAGCUGUUACGGAGAAAGCGCAAGCGGUGUGCGAGCUGUGCGUGCCCGUCGGCGACGACGACGCUCCCGACGAGCCCUUCCGUGCCGCUUGCCUCUCCAGCGAAUAUUUACGGGAUCAAAACAAGUAUUGGUGUGAGCGUUGUCUACGUUACAACGAGGCGAGACGAAGUGUAGCAUACUCGCGACUGCCCAGGCUAUUAGUACUCCAACUGAAGCGGUUCAGCGGCGGCAUGGAGAAAAUCACUAGACACGCACCCACUCCACUACUUAUGCCUUGCUUUUGUGAGCCCUGUGCUAAACGGCCACCGGAACACCCACCUACGCAUAGAUACAUUCUUUGGGCAGUAAUAAUGCACCUCGGCCAGACUCUUACCGGCGGUCACUACGUGGCGUACGCUCGCGACAGUUCGCACGGAGACAGCAAAUGCGAACGCGAGGGCGGCGGUGACGCGACGAACACCAACAGCGGCUCGAGUUUCAUGCGCACGCUGUUCAACCGCCAGCGGCCGCCUCCCGCUGGCUGCACCGCCAACGAGUGCUGCGUGCCGCGCCCGAGGCCCGAGGCCUGCUGGCUCGCCUGCGACGACGACCUCGUCAAGCCCAUAUCCAAUGAAGAGUUCGAGGACCUUCUCUCUGCGGAGCCUAAGAUGAGAUCCGCCGCUACGCCUUACCUCCUGUUUUACGUCAAAAGUGAAGUUGGCUAG